UACAUGAUGUGAGAAAUACUACUGAUAGAAGUUACACAUCCAACAUCUUGUCUAUUAUUUACAGAUGUGCAAUAACAACAAAAUAUUUGGAUAUUUCUGAAUGUAAAAUGGAACUUCGACCGAGUGCUGCAAAAAUGCAGUUACAUUUACUUACUCUGGUAUCUCUGUGGACUAUGAGAUCAGUUUUAGCGUGCGUCGAAUGUCAGUAGAAUCUAGAAGGAACUCUUUGGACUCUCAGAUUUCGUUUCAAAUAGCCGAGCUGAAGACAACGCGAAAAGUUGCGAGUAGCUCACGUGGUCGUCGCGGAAAGCGACGACGAGAUUUUGGAAAGUCAAGAUCCGGAAAAGUGGGACCACUAUUCAGAAGGGGUAGUACAACCUCGUAAGAAAGUCAGCUCGGUGCGCAAAUACUGUCGGCAUUAACCAUAGGUGCUAAUUCAAGAGUACCACUGGUCCAAGUGCCUAAUAUGAAGAGACGAUCAGCAAGUGCUGGACUAGAUGAAUGUACCCUGAACUCUAAGUUGUUCGAUGGAGGAAAAGCGGCACCAAGUUAUGUCAGGAAAAGACGUGGAUGUUGAAGUUGGUAAUGCAGAAAAAGAUGAUCAAGAUAAUGACAGCGAAGACAGUCAACCAGAGGAGGAAACAAAAAUGCUAGACCCUGCAGAACCGCAAGAACGUAGCAAGAGUAAAAGCAGUAACAAGAGCUCCAAAGAUGGUCAUGAAAGUGAUAGAAGGAGUAGAGAGGGUCGCAGAAGCAAAUAUCUGUUGCAAGAUGAAACUAUUUUAAAACACCUAUUUCAAGAAUCUAGUGAUAUAAAAUUAAAAAAUGACGCAGAAACAAAAGAAAUGUAUAGAAAAGCUGGAAUAGGCAAUCUGGCGUCUAAUUUUACAUCCUACUUCCCUGAAUUAACAAGACUCAUGCAGUCUGAAGGACAAAAUACUAAUGCCCGAGAAAUGGCAACGCAAACUUCUUUAUCAUUGGACAUUCUGGAGGUGGAAGAGUCGAAACAAAGCAUACACGAAAUUAUUAACAGUCAACAUUGCAGUCCAAAGGGUACGAAAAUUUCACCGUAACUGAAUAAGAACAAAAACAUCGCUACAUAACUGUAAGGUUAGAAUUUAUACUUUGAAGACGUGACUGCAACAAAGUAAAUUUAAGGAUCCUUUAAUUAUCCUUGCUUAAAGAUGGUGUUUCUUGAAAAAAGAAACCGGCAUUGUAUGACAAUGUAAUAGUGCCAAAAUUAUACUUAAUUCGUCGUGUUUAAGUACGUAUACAUUUAAUAGUAUGACAUUUGAUUGUAUAUAGUAUUUCAAAGUAACUUGGGUUUAACAAUGCAUAUUGUUUACUUUUACACUUUUUAUUAUCAGUGAAACUGCGGUAAAAUUUCAUUAUCGUAAAAAAUAAUUCAAUUUACGAUA
This is a messenger RNA of Osmia bicornis bicornis, 1418 nucleotides long. RefSeq lists its product as uncharacterized. Lineage: Eukaryota; Metazoa; Arthropoda; Insecta; Hymenoptera; Megachilidae. The transcript has a single exon. The record is from RefSeq and is a predicted model, not a curated record. Bases 528 to 1073 code for a protein of 181 amino acids.